AUGCAGAAGCCAUGUCUUCUCUCCUGCUUCCUCUUCUUCUUCUUCAUUCUACAACUAUCUUUCUCUUGCCCACAAGACCAAAGACAAUCCCUUCUCGAGUUCAAGAACCUGCUGACGCAGAGCAUCAAGAACCAAUCCACAGCAGAAAUCGACUUGGGAGGUUUAAAGUCAUGGAGGCCAAACUCAGACUGCUGCAAAUGGCAACUCGUGAGAUGCAACGCUCUUUCGCCUUCCAGAGAAGUCAUAGACCUGAAUCUGAACUCUCUUGCCCCCUCUGGCUCAGUGAGUUCAAGCCUUCUGAGACCGAUCCUUCGUAUAACCUCUCUUGUAUCGCUCGAUGUUUCUUCUAAUUUCAUACAAGGAGAGAUUCCUGGAGAUGGAUUUGCGAACUUGACCAGGCUUCUCUCUCUAGACUUGAGCCGUAACAGCUUCAACGGCUCUAUCCCUCCUCAAUUUUUCUCCUUGAAGACUCUUCAGCGCCUUGACUUAAGCAUGAAUGUUAUUGGUGGUACAUUGAGUAGUGACAUCAAAGAGCUCAAGAAUCUGGAGGAACUCAUCUUGGAUGAGAAUCUCAUUAGAGGAGAGAUCCCACCAGAAAUAGGUAGUCUUAGUGAAGUGCGGAAGCUGUCAUUGAAGCAGAACAUGUUCUCUGGUCCUAUACCGUUGUCAGUGUCUCAGUUAACGAAGCUAGAAUUCUUUGAUCUUCAGAACAACUCCAUGUCCUAUGAGAUUCCAGAAGGUAUUGGGAGCUUGGCCAAUCUCUCAACUCUGGCUUUGAGCAGGAACAAUUUGUCUGGUGGCAUUCCAUCAUCGUUUCAAAAGCUGACCAAUCUUGAAACACUUCAGAUUGAGAAUAACGUUGGCUUGUCAGGUGAGAUCCCCACAUGGCUGUUUGGUCUUGAAAAGCUUAAGAUACUGAGACUCGGAGGAAACAAACUCCAAUGGAACAAGAACGGCUCUGUCUUUGCAAAGUGUAAGCUGACACAUCUGUCACUUAGAUCUUGUGGCUUAGAAGGGAAUAUUCCGGAUUGGCUCAAGAACCAAACAUCUCUUCUCUUCUUGGAUUUGAGCACGAACAUGCUCCAAGGAAGUUUCCCUAAAUGGCUUGCUGAUCUGAGAAUCGGAACCAUGAUUUUCUCAGACAACAGACUCUCAGGCUCACUGCCUCCAAGUUUGUUUCAGUCUCAGGACUUAGCCGUUCUUGCGCUAUCAAGAAACAACUUCUCAGGUCAGAUCCCUGACACGGUAGGCGAAUCAUCGGUCAUGAUACUGAUGCUCUCUGAAAACAACUUCACAGGACCAGUACCAAAGUCUAUCUCAGAGAUCUACAGGCUGCUCUUGCUUGACUUGUCAAAGAACAAACUAUCUGGUGAAUUCCCAAGAUUCGACUCUGGCUCAUUACUUGCUGUUCUUGACAUAUCUUCAAACGAGUUCUCUGGUGAUGUUCCAUCUUCUUUCGGUUUAAACACCAUGAUGCUCUCCAUGAGUCAGAACAACUUCACCGGAGAGUUUCCUCAAGACUUGAUCAAUCUCCCUUUUCUGUUCCAUCUUGAUCUUCACGACAACGGAAUCUCCGGUGAGUUCCCGAGUUUCAUCUCUCGCUUAUCUCCUUUUCUAGAGGUGCUUAGCUUGAGAAACAACUCCCUCAAAGGUUCAAUCCCUGAAGACAUAUCAAAUCUCACAAGUCUCAAGAUCUUGGAUCUCUCUGAGAACAAUCUUGAUGGAUCUCUUCCUUCAUCUCUUGGGGAUCUCAAAGGAAUGAUAGAAUCUCCCGUGAGCAACUCUUCAGCUUUUACAUUCGUUUUCAGCUUCAGCAUCGAGAUACAAGAUUUAGCAGUGAACUGGAAGAAUUCAAAGCAAGGUCUUGCCAGCAGAAACCUUUACCUCUACACUCUUUUAGCUCUCUCCAAGAACAAGCUACACGGAGAGAUCCCAGCUUCUCUAGGCAAUCUCAAAAGCUUAAAGCUUUUAAACCUCUCUCACAACGACGUAUCUGGAGUGAUCCCUCAAAGUUUUGGAUAUCUUGAGAAGCUAGAGAUCUUAGACCUUUCGAACAACAACCUCUCCGGCGAAAUCCCGAAAACGUUUUCCAACCUCAGCGAGCUGAAUACUUUGGAUUUGAGCAACAACAAGCUUUCAGGUAUGAUUCCAGAGAGUCCUCAGCUUGACAGGUUAAACGAUCCAAAGAUUUACGCGAACAACAACAAACUCUGUGGAAUGCAAAUCCAAGUAUCUUGUUCUUCUUCAACGGCAAAGACAGAGCCACUACCAGAGGAAGAAGAGGAAGAGGAGUCACUGUUUUCAUGGAGAGCUGCACUCAUAGGUUGUCCUUGUGGGUUUCUUAUGGCGGUUGUGUUAAUGUAUGUGGUUGGCUACUUCAACCAUCCACCACCUCCACGACGAUCUCCCAAGAACAGAGGAGAGAUUCAGAAGAAAAUGACUACUUGA
Microthlaspi erraticum is the source of this 2448-nucleotide messenger RNA. The record is from the annotation of a GenBank genome assembly. Lineage: Eukaryota; Viridiplantae; Streptophyta; Magnoliopsida; Brassicales; Brassicaceae.